Messenger RNA from Pelobates cultripes (western spadefoot toad), 211 nucleotides. NCBI's taxonomy places the organism in Eukaryota, Metazoa, Chordata, Amphibia, Anura, Pelobatidae. The record is from the annotation of a GenBank genome assembly.
GGAUCACCAAUCUUCUUCAGAGGUUUCCAGCCACCGCAAGCUUCCCCACCAGGGACAACGAGCCCAUGACAUGCCCGUCACAAGACAGGGGCCUUAUGCUACCAAACCCUAUGAACGCAUUCCGGCUGGGAACUGGAGGGACACAGACUGGGGACACCCCCACCGCUUGCUGUUUCGGGCACCAACGCUACUGCUGAUGGGGAUUGGUUAA